UUUACGUUAUCAACUCAGUUUAUGAUACCAAAUUACCUUGAUACCAUUGAGGCCGAGCUCGGAAAGUUUGCCUUGAUUUUUCUCAUGAUGUAUGUUUGUGGAGUUUAACGCCACUUAAGGGAUCAGACAAGAUUUACGUCCUACGUAAUAGAUAAUUGCUUAGUAACAGGCCAAUACAAUCCUACGCUCGAUAGCGUUCUUCGACUUUCCGUAAAUGAAUACUGAUGUAUUUGAACCUUUGAUUAAGCUUUUUCAUGGGAAGAGAGAAUCUAGAAAAUUGAUAGUACUUCCUUCACACAUCCACGGUUUCUAUUUUCUUUCAGAGCAAGGGAUUUCUUACAUACCAAUCAUUAAAAAUAAGGAAGUCAAUAAUUAAAUGACUGGAGCGACAAUAGAAGUUUUACGUCAAAGGAAACCGAGUACCACACAAAUGGUUCUGCAUGGAAUAAAUGCACAGUUUCUUACCAAAAAGUUUAAAUUAAAAUUAUGUGAUUGUGUGAAGUAGAUCGAUUUUCAAUUUUAUUAUUCUUCAAUGAAAACAGAACCUGUUUGGCUUCGUCAUACAGCCGGUUGAAAACAAGUUAAAAUUUUCAUUUCUUUGUGUAAAAUAUUUUUAAGUCAUCUCAGCAACGGCAGCUUAUUCCAUGGAGCUACAUCAAUACAGCUCACACAUGCACACCUGCCUUGUUUGCAAUCAAUUCAAUUUUGGCCACGUGACUCAUUACUCGAUACCGAGGCAGACUGGUGUGUGGCUUAUUAUUAAAGCUCGUAUGUUUGUGGAAUCUAGUGAGUCGUAACGCGCAGAAACAUAGAUAUAAUCAUCUAAAGAUUCCGUGAUCUUUGCUAUGACAAGAUGGUCCUCCAACAGUGUUUGGCCUGUAACUCAGUGAAGACUGACUCAUGCACUUCAUGUGCAUGCGGCCACGUGUUUGAACACUGUAAGCUGAUUGGUGGAAAGAGAUUUUCAGAAUAUCGAGUUGAGCUAUAUUCUCGAUUGGAAAACAGAAGAGUGAGAAGACUCACAAGGGAAAAGAGAAGGAAAACGAAGAAUAUUAAACAGACACGACUCGAGACUAGGGCGGCGGCAGAUCAAACACCAGCAGCCAUACAUUUACCCCUUAAGAAGAAAACACAGACACCCAGCCAAUCUGCUACCCGACGAAUGAAAGCCAAAACAUUCAGUUCGCGCACAACUGGCUCUAAAACAAGCAAAACUUCCCCUCCCCCGGAAUUAGUGUCCAGGCUUCCUGAUGCUCUUCAGGAAAUCAACAGAAGAUUGACAGGACAGAAUCUGAUGUGGUGGACAGUUCGCUGGAUGCAGUAACAAUUCUUACUUUAAAGGACUUUCUAAACUUGAAAAUAUGCCACAUUUCCUGUCAGCCUCAGAGAGGAUUACAGUCAAGAGUCACGAUAUCGAUUCUGAAACCAUUCAAGACUAUGCCGAUAUUUCCGUUUUUAGUUAAAUAGGUGGGGUAUUUUAUUUAAACUGAUUAGCCAGUUUCUGUAUCUUUCCGCACAAAUGCAAAGCAUUCCAAAUGAUAGUAGGAUCAACUGUUUGAAACUUCAUCCAAGCAAAGGUGACCCGCCUAAAGAUAUCUUUUGUUUUCUUAAGUGGCAUAAGUCCUCUUUCAUUUCAGUCUGAUGCCUGAAAAUAAAUGAAGCCUGCAGUGCACUUGUUUUUCGUGAUUUGAGGGAUUAUGUAAAGAAGUUAUUUCCACCGAAGCUCUGAUAAAGGUGCACUAACACGGUUGCAAAAAAAUUGAACCUGAAAAUGACAAAAAUAUUCUUGAUUACUUUUUUUUAUUUUAUACUCUCCUACGAUAUUAACAAUACAUUACUUAGGAUACUGAUGUAGCCUAACUUACGAUAUCUAGGCUACUUAAACUUGCUUUACAAAAGUUUUCCAGUCUUUUUUUUAACUCAAAGAAACUUGUAAAGAAAGAAUGAUAUAACAACAUUUUUAUCAAACGACUCUUACACAACUUCAAUACAAUUUUUGCACUACUUUUUUUCCGCAAUACCAAUACCACUACCUACGAAAGAAAUGACAAAACCAACCAAAUUUAAAAUAUUAGCACCGACAAUAAUGAUAUAACUAGCGUUACUUCUGGUAUUCAAAUGCG
Molecule: messenger RNA, 2123 nt
Organism: Pocillopora damicornis (cauliflower coral)
Lineage: Eukaryota; Metazoa; Cnidaria; Anthozoa; Scleractinia; Pocilloporidae
Source: RefSeq, a predicted model, not a curated record